Molecule: messenger RNA, 730 nt
Organism: Hevea brasiliensis (rubber tree)
Lineage: Eukaryota; Viridiplantae; Streptophyta; Magnoliopsida; Malpighiales; Euphorbiaceae
Product: glyoxylase I 4
Exons: 4
Coding region: 77-502 (141 amino acids)
Source: RefSeq, a predicted model, not a curated record
CUCCUGCUAAAGGCCCUACCCAGCGUGAACACUAUAUAAGGCCACGAAGCUCGAAAGGGUCACUUUACCCUGGCAAAUGGCAGUAGCAAAAGGAGCUUCCCUCAACCAUGUCUCCAGAGAAUCCUCCGAUGUUAGACGCCUCGCCAACUUCUACAAAGAGAUCUUUGGUUUUGAGGAGAUAGAGAGUCCAAAUUUCGGGGAGUUCAAGGUGAUAUGGCUGAAUCUCCCUCAAGCUUUCUCUCUCCACCUAAUUGAGAGAAGCCCCACCACGAAGCUUCCAGAAGGGCCCUACAGCGCUGCCUCACCGGUUCUUGAUCCCAGUCAUCUCCCCAGAGGCCAUCAUAUCUGCUUCUCCGUUUCCAAUUUCGAUUCCUUCGUCCAAACUCUCAAGGAUAAGGGAAUUGAAACUUUCCAAAGGUCUGUUCCUGGUCGUCCAAUUAGGCAGGUCUUCUUCUUUGAUCCGGAUGGUAAUGGAUUAGAAGUUGCAAGUCGUGAUGAAUAGAGUUGCACUCCACAGGCACAAGUGUGUUGAACAUUUAGCUAUUGUUAAGAGGGAAUAUAAAUAAACAAUGACAAGAACUUGCACUAAGAUUCGCUCACAUAUAUAUAUAUUUAUGGUAGUUCCUUCAUGCCCCUUAUGAUCAUGAUCUGAUCCUUAUUGUACUAAGUUUUUCUUCCUUUUAGUCAUUGAUUGGCAUAUGAUUAUGGUUAAUAUUUGGCUUUGGCUUAA